CAGGGCCUUAACCUAGGCUUUCAGUAUAAAAAUAAUGAUUUGUGGGCAGGUGUCGUCCGCGAGCUUUUUUGAAAAUUUUCCUUACGAUUCUAUCGAACCAGUUAAUUGCGGAUUAGAAGAAAUUCAAGUCACACUUCAAAAUUUGCAAAAGAUUUCACUUUGUAGAUUUAAAUAUUGUAGAAGAUCAACAAUGCGAUUGACUGCUGUGAUUCUCUUUUGCUGUUUAGCCGUAGCAACCUCGUGUGCAGGUAUUCCAUCACAAAAAGGCGCAGUAUUUGGUGCUGAAGAGUGGUCACCUCUUUACAACUACUCUACAAGCGAAGCAGAACAACAAUUAAAAAGAUUACGUGCUACAGGUGCAAACUGGGUUCGUAUUUUAGUGACAUGGUUUCAAAACACGGUAAACGACACAACUAUUUACAGAAUAGACAAGCCUUCUCUUUUGGCCACAGCAACAGAUGACGAAUUAGAGUACGUAAUUAAAUUGGCACACAGAAUGGAGUUCAAAGUAAUGUUAUCACCAAUCAUUGAUCCAGACUGGACAAACAGAAGUAACCACAGAUCUGGACCUGACAUGACAUGGAGAGGUCUCAUUGGAUUAUACUUCACAGAUGCACAAUGGAAAACAUGGUUUGAAAAUUACAACAAUUAUGUUACUAAAUAUGCCAUAAUGGCUCAAAGAUUAGGAGUUGAACAAUUCUGUAUUGGAGCAGAGCUUAAUAUUCCAUUCAGUAGACCUACUGAUAUGAGAAAUACUAUUAAAAGUGAGUUUUUGAGAAGGUGA
Messenger RNA from Didymodactylos carnosus, 784 nucleotides. The record is from the annotation of a GenBank genome assembly. NCBI's taxonomy places the organism in Eukaryota, Metazoa, Rotifera, Eurotatoria, Philodinida, Philodinidae.